Molecule: messenger RNA, 381 nt
Organism: Enterobius vermicularis (human pinworm)
Lineage: Eukaryota; Metazoa; Nematoda; Chromadorea; Rhabditida; Oxyuridae
Source: the annotation of a GenBank genome assembly
AUGCCUAGUGAAGACAACAUUCCUAGUGCACCGCCGGCAUAUUCUGGAAGUGUUAGUGGUGUCCCGGCGUCUGACGUCGCCAUUGAUCCAAAUAAUGCAGGUCGCAUAAAUGCCGAAGGUCCUGGUUCAUCGGCUGCACCAAUGGUUAAUUCCCCAUAUAGUCAGCCUCCACCUUCUUAUCAAGAUGCUCUGUCAUAUCCGACUUCGUCAUACCAGACAAACAGAGCAGAAAUUUUUGUGCCAAAAGCAAAUGUUAUCCAGACUCUUCCUUCCAAUACGUUACCGACGUUUCCUCAGCAGAACACUUCUACUCCUUUAUCACUCCAGUCGUCGUGGCAGUUUCUGGAGUACCAGUUGGGGAUUGUCCAUUUUGUAAUGUGA